Linum trigynum is the source of this 9571-nucleotide messenger RNA. The record is from the annotation of a GenBank genome assembly. NCBI's taxonomy places the organism in Eukaryota, Viridiplantae, Streptophyta, Magnoliopsida, Malpighiales, Linaceae.
AUUAAGUUAGUAUAUGUUGUUGAUUGUAUACCCUAAACCAUCAAUACAUUAUACACUAACCACAUAACCUAUACCCUAACCAUAUGUCCUUUAGUUGUGAUUUUGCUAGUAUAGUUAAUUUAAAAGUGAAAUUCAUACUUUGAUUUUCAAAACAUAGAUAAAAAGUGAUAUUUGCUAAUUGUUAUACCCUAACCAUACUUUGAAUACACCAAAAUUUCCAUCUUCUUUUAAAAACAUCAAAUUACCAAAUACAUUACUUUAUUUAUUUAUAUUUAAUUGAUAAUUUUAUUGAAUAGUUAAAUUAACCAAUAUAUUGAUUCAUGAACAUAUAUUAAUAAGAAAACUUGAUCUUAUUAGUUAUAAUUUUGACUAAUCGUGGCCAAACCAUUAAUACCUUAUACUCUAACCAUAUACCCUACAAGUCGACUCUAUAACCUAUACCCUAAACCCCUACUGGUUUGAUUCAUGAACAUAUGUUAAUAAGAAAAGUUCAUCUUAUUAGUUAUGAUUUUGACUAACCGUGGUCAAACCAUUAAAACCUUAUACCCUAACCAUAUACCCUAUAAGUCGACUCUAUAACCUAUACCCUAAACCCCUAAUGAUCUGAAUUCUGAUUGAUGAACAUGUGUUAAUAAGAAAAGUUGAUCUUAUUAGUUAUGAUUUUGACUAAUAAUUGUUAAACCAUUAAUACCUUAUACCCUAACCCACACUAUAGGAAAACUGAUUUCUAGUCACGGGAUCUUAUUCACGGUAAUUUUUUCCGUGUUAAAAACUAUGCUAAUAGUCACAGUAAACGUUCCCGUAUUCGAUCAUAUAGUUAUGAUCACGGUAACUAAUUUAUCUGUAUUUUAGUGUUUAUUUAUCGUAAUUAAUUGUUAAUCACGAUAAAUUUUGGUGAUUAAUGUGACAAUUUAACUUUAUAAGAACUUUAUUCCAAAAUUUUAGGAGGGAGAAUUUCCUUUAGCAAAAAAUUUUGUUUUGCCCCCAAAAAAUUGCUUUGGCUCCAAAAAUAUUUGCUUUCUCCUUAAAAAAUUGUUUUGGCUCCAAAAUAUUUGCUUUCCCCGCCACUUUUCACACCCAAAAAUUGCUUUUGCUCCAAAAUAUCUGCUUUGCUCGAAAAAAUUGCUUUGCCUCCAAAAUUUUGCUUUGCCCGCCACUUUUUUGGUCCAUGGAAUUGAAAAAAUUAACAUACUAGAUGGAGAAAACUAGAUCUAAAGGCGAAUUAAAGAAAGUCAAUCCCUUUGCCGCUUGACUUUUUCUAGCGUCUCUUCCACUGCUCUUCCUGCCUUUUUCUCCACCCAAAUAGUUCCUUCCAUUUCUCCGAACUUUCCCCAACUCUUACUGCCAAAACCCUAUUUUCUUAGCAAUUCAGAUAGAUCCAUCUGAUGCCCUCUUCCAUGGCGAAACAGAUCGAUGAAGAAGCAUGCUCUUCAAGGGGGUUUAUUGUUAGGGUUUCAAGUUUGGAGGUAGACUGGCGACGAUUGAGAACGACAACGGCAAGUUUGGAGGUGGACUGGCGGCUCGGUUUGGUAGGCGGUUAGGGAUGUUGUGGUUUGCGUUGCAGAGAGACGACAAAAAAAGGAAACUUUCCCCAACUCUAAACUGCAGCUGCAGCUGAAAGAAGGAAACUUCUUUUGCAGAGUUGUAAUCUUUAUUCGGUUGAAUUGAGCUUGGGAAGCCAUGAUAGUGACCAGCUGUUGCAACUGAAUUGUAGUGAGAAGAGGGCAAUGACUUGUGAUUGGUUCUUAUUUCAGGUAGGGGUUAGUUUCAGUCUAAAGAUUAAGUACAGCUUACAUGUUUCUUUCAUGAUUUUGGUAGUAUUGGCGUCCAUCCCUUUAUUUCGAUUGCUUUAUAUGAGUAUACUUACUCCCUUUGUAGCCAUCUUAUCUAUUUGUUGUUCGUAUUUUCUUCCAGCAACUAUUUGAUAUGAAUGUGUUGCCCCUGCUUCAAUAGGGAGAUUUGCCGCCGGCAGAAAGGCCAUUGGUGUAAAUGGGCAGUAGCCAUGUGGUUGAGAAGUAUUUAAUUUCCAGAGAUUAUGAAACAUGUGGUUGAUAAUCUAUUGAACACUAAUUAGCUAAUCCAAGUUGCCAAGGAACUAUGGUUGAGAAGGCACUGCAAGAUACAAAGGUAAUAGCAGUAGGAAAAGGAAUUCUCAUUUAUAAUUAUUCAAGUGGAUUAGAUGAAAUUCGGGUUGAGUCGGUCGGGUUACGGGUUAGUCGGGUUUGGGUCAAUCGGGUUCGGGUUAAUCGGGUUGCGGGUCAGUCGGGUUGCUGGUCAAUCGGGUUCGGGUUAAUCGGGUUGCGGGUCAGUCGGGUUGCGGGUCAAUCGGGUUGCGGGUCGGACGGGUUACGGGUUGUUGACUUUUAGUCAAUUCGGGUUGCGGUCGGGUUGCGGGUCGGGUUGAUCGGGCGGGUUAAUCGGGUCGGGCUAUGUUUUGACACCUAUACUACUACAUGCCUUCAUCCUACAGCUUAAAGACACUCCAUAGCUUUAUUCAUUGAGUGCUUAAGUAAGUAACCAAGUCUCUCUUGAUGUUUUGGCUCCUGUGACAACCUCCUUUUGUAGAAUCAUUGUAGAUCCCCAACCCCUUUAUGUAUAUUUCACUUACUGACAUUUGUGCUUUACGAUCCCCCCCCCCCCCCCCCCCACAUCUGCACCAUACACCCUCUCCUCAAUGGCAGCCUCAUGAAUUUUACCUAGUGGUGUCCUCUUUAAAAAACUGAAAUAAUAAUUCAUAUUUAUUUAAAUAUAAUUUCUUAAAUAGAAAAUAUCCUACUAGUACAAGUUACAACAGAAUAUCAUGAUGUGUUUUCAUAUAUUGAUUUUUUCUGUAAAAUGCACUAAGUGUGCUUAAUUAACAAAUAUCUUUGAAUAUAUCCUACUACGCUAUCAUUCACGAAUGGAUCAUCUAUUUCAUUCCGAAGCUUAUGUUUGAUGUAGCUCAAAGAUGAAAAAAAUCUUUCAAACACUUACAGUUGCAACUAGUAAAAUUAAUACAAUUUUGAGAAACAAUUAGAUUGAUGAGGGCGAGCAAAGGUUGACCACUGAUGAUGGACUAGAGGGAGGGGGAUCAUAGGAACGAUUGAAGUAGGGUAGAGAAGAUGAGUCGACUCUAAAACUGUUUUGUUGUUCUUUUACUUUGCUUUGCCAGUAUCGGAAUUGAAGAUUUAAUUUUUUGGGUUGGAUGAAAAUUUUGGAAAAUUAGGAUUUAACUGGAAUUUGUUUUAGUGUAUAAUGACAUUUACGGAUGGCUAUUGGGUGAUUUUGGAGCGGGUUUGCCUAAACUAACCUCAUCCCCAUUUUCAAAUACACAAAGCCAUACCUGCCCAAUACCCAUGUGGUGGAAGGUUUUACAAAGCCAUCUCCAUACCCCACGAAUUUCGGACACCCAUGGGUAAUACCCGCCCCAUCAGCUACUCACCAUUAAUAAAAGUAUAUGGUGACAAAUAUGGAUACUACCCUCCCAAUAUUAUGAAACUAUUACAUAAGAGGAUGAAAUUAGGAUUCGGUUGCUAUCAAUUACAUUUUAACAUUUUAUUUUUUCUUUUAAUUACCCUUCAUUCCAUUGACAAGUUACUAUAGACUCCUUAUAUUUUAUGCAUUUAACAUAAUAUCCUUGAUGGGGUGGGGGAGUCCAACACCAUACCUGCCCCAUACCCAUCAACAUUUUUGCGAGUUUUAUCCAUUCUCGCCUCAUACCCAAUCAAAAAGGGGAUUCCACGCGUUGACUGGGUCGGAGGCGAUCGGGUACCCGCGAUCAUGGGUUUGGUUGCCAUCCCUAACUACAUUUAUGUUUCAAAUAUGACAACAAAUUAUUUAUAGUAAAUUGGAUAACAUGUCCUUUGAUAACUGCCGUAUCACUGGUUUGAAUCACAAAAAUAACCACCUUUUUUCUUUGCCAUUAUUUCUGCUAUCUUCUACGGACUACGAUAUAGUCUAGUAUGGCCAGGAGAGUGGAAGGGUAUGCUUGCACUGACUUACAAUCUUCUUCAUGAGCUACGGAUAAAUGACUUUUUUUUUAUAUUUCAGAGUGAUAUUAAGAAACGAUAAGAGUUAUACUAACAAAAUUAAUUAGAAACUCCCUAUAAGCAACACCCUAAUGAAACCACAUAAAAAAGUCAAAAGAUUAUGGAAUGUUUUGGUGGUGUUAUACGUGCCACUAUAUGGGCAACACUAUUGACGGAUAAAAGACUUUGUGGGGUGUUUUACCAACUUGGUUUGGAAUGAGCAUGGUGGAAAGGGUCUUUUGUCACCCAAUCAGAAGCUCGGAGAAAUUUUUUGCCCAGCUAAAAGAAAAUGUCAGGUUGUUCAGUAUGGGGCAGCUGGUGUUUUUUCAGAUGAUCAGGAGUUUAUGUUUUAGCUUAUUGUUAGCACACAAGUCUUUUCAUUAUAUAGCUUUCAUAACUUGUUAUUUGUGUAGUUAGGAAUGCUUAGUAUUUGGUAGUUGUUUGUACCAUCUAGCUCGAAGGUAUGAACAAUAAUGAUUGUUGGUGUGGGGUUGACUCACGAUCUGGUCGUCUGAUCUCGUCGGGAGGGAGAGAACCUGUGAAAGAGCCGGGGUUGCCCCCGGGAUUAAGCUCCGACGAUCAAGUCAGUGUAUGUUUCUGGAGAGAGUUUAGAGAAUAGAUAGAGAGACAAAGUGUAGAGAGAUAGUAGAAAGUGGAAAUUGAGGAGAGAGAAGAAGUCUCUUUCUUUGUAGGGCUUCAAGCCCUUAUAUACCUGUAGCGGGUACCGAGUGUUGCCAUUGCCGAUUGUGCGCUCUACUACUUAGUCUGUGCACGAAGUCUUUAGUAACACCCCCAACAAUUGCCCCCCAAGCUGGUGGUGAGUUUUAUCUCAUCGCUAGCUUAUAUAUAUAUAUAUAUAUAUUUUAAAUCUUCGUCGGUAAUUCUGGGUGGAGCCCUAUGUACCCCAGUUGCCCCCCAGCUGGUGGCGCGUUUAACUGACGCGAUGCCAGCUUCUUGCGUCUUGCCCCCCCCCCCCCCCCCCGGGCCCGUUGGUGUAUUUUGGUGUAUUUCAUUAAGGCGUGUAGCCCCCCAUUAGCGCCAUUAACGCUCAUGAAAGUGAAAUAUUUCAAUAUUUGAUAAUGAUAGAGAGAUAGAGUACUUAGCUUUAAAUUGGAGAGGCGGCAGGAUACUGAUUAAGUGGAAUGCGCUGCACUAUUUUGGCACAAGGCACGUAUGUAGCCUAUUGGUAUUGUUGCUUGUCACGCGGAGGAGUGACGCGAGUUUGAAUCCUGGUGGCGACAAUAUUAUUUUUGAUGAGCUCCUUGUCUGUUGGGCUUGGCGCGCCUGAACAGCACAGCAGGCCGGGGGACGAGAGCAUUGGGCCUGAUCCGCGAGUUGAGAGUGCGAGCUCGCGGGCUAGUCGUUAAAAUAAAGGCGAGACGCAUCUCGUAGCAUAAGCUGUUGUUGUAGCUUACUGGUCAGUACGCUUGUAUAGCAGAAUAGUGGCGCGGGUUCGAGGAUUGGGGCCUACAAAUAAUUUUUUUUGUUCCGUGGAACUGAGUGGGCGUGAAUAGUUCAUGACUAUUGCUAUUUCUUUUUUUUUUUCUGUCGAACUGAGUGGGCGCGAAUAGUUCAUGACUAUUGCUAUUUUUUUUCCGUGGAACUGAGUGGGCGCGAAUAGUUCAUGACUAUUGCUAUCUUUUGUUCCGUGGAACUGAGUGGGCGCGAAUAGUUCAUGACUACUGCUAUUUGUUGUUCCGUGGAACUGAGUGGGCGCGAGUAGUUAAAUAUCAGACGACGCGCCAUUGAAACACAAGGCUCUCUUGUAGCUUGCUGGUAAUCUUGCUUGUCUGGCGGAAGAGUGGCGCGGGUUCAAGCACUGGUGGCGGCGAUAAUAUUUUUGACUCGCUCAGUGCAAUGUUGGGCUUGGCGAACUGCAGCACUUGAACGGGCGGGCUGGAUACGCGAGUGGGGACGGGCGGACUUGGAUUUGCGGGUGCGGGCCGCGAGGAGUUAAAAAUCAGACGCCGCGCCAUUUAAACACAAGUCUUGCUUGUAGCCUGCCGGCCAACUUCCUGGUAUUGUUGAAUGGUGGCGUGGGUUCAAACCCUGGUGGUGACAAUAUAAUUUUUGAUGAGCUCCUUGUCUGGGCUUGGCGCGUCUGAACAGCAUAGCAGGCCGGGGGACGCGAGCAUUGGGCCUGAUCCGCGAGGUGAGAGCGCGCGCUCACGGAAGAGUGACGCGGGUUCAAGCACUGGUGGCGGUGAUAAUAUUUUUGAUUCGCUCAGUGCAAUGUUGGGCUUGGCGAACUGCAACACUUGAACGGGCGGGCUGGAUACGCGAGUGGGGACUGGAUGCACGGGCGGACUUGGAUCCGCGGGUGCGGGCCGCGAGGAGUUAAAAAUCAGAAGUCGCGCCAUUUAAACACAAGGCUCGCUUGUAGCCUGCCGGCCAACUUCCUGGUAUUACUGAAUGGUGGCGCGGGUUCAAACCCUAGUGGUGACAAUAUAAUUUUUGAUGAGCUCCUUGUCUGAUGGGCUUGGCGCGUCUGAACAGCAUAGCAGGCCGGGGGACGCGAGCAUUGGGCCUGAUCCGCAAGUUGAGAGCGCGCGCUCGCGGGCUAGUUGUGCGAGCGCGAUGCAAGGCGGGCUUUUCAUCUAGAGCGGCCAAAAGCGGUGGAGCGGACUUUGAACGCGGGCUUGACUUGCGGGGCGGGAGACUGAUCGCAUCGUCGGGCCAGGCGCGAGUGCGGGACGCGCCUUGGUCUUGGCGAUCCGCGAGUUAAGCGGAUCGAAAUCGAGGACUUGGGGCGCGAGAGGUAAGGUGGGCCGCUAGCGGAGGUUUGGGCCGGCUAUGCACGUGCGGAAGGCCUGAGCGGGCUCUGCGCCUGUGGGCUUGGUUGGGCCGGUGGAAGGUGCGGCUUGGAUGUGCUAAGACAAUGACGUAGCACUUUGCAAGGAACUACUAAUAUUCUGUACCCGGCGUUUGAGUUGCGCACAUGUCUUGUAGCCCACUGGUAAACAACUCUUCAAACGAGAUUUGUGGCGUGGGUUCGAAUCUUGGUUGAAGCGAAUAUUUUUAUGACUUGUUGCACAUCUUGAAGUGCGGACUCGUGGGCCAGAUGCGGGUCCAUUUGUUGUGGUCUAGGCCGCGCGUCGGACUGGCGGAGCUCGCGGGAGGAGGAACUGAGCGGGGAACUGGCGGGCCACGGGUUGUGUUGCGGAUCGGGUCAAGUGACGCUCGUCGCACCCAAGCGGACAAUGAAGGCGGCCGCGUGGAGAGAAAAAUCGGUCGGCUGAGAUCAAGCGGGCGAGAGAGCUGCGAGUUGGCCCAGGCUUGUUGCACAUCUUGAAGUGCGGACUCGUGGGCCAGAUGCGGGUCCAUUUGUUGUGGUCUAGGCCGCGCGUCGGACUGGCGGAGCUCGCGGGAGGAGGAACUGAGCGGGGAACUGGCGGGCCACGGGUUGUGUUGCGGAUCGGGUCAAGUGACGCUCGUCGCACCCAAGCGGACAAUGAAGGCGUCCGCGUGGAGAGAAAAAUCGGUCGGCUGAGAUCAAGCGGGCGAGAGAGCUGCGAGUUGGCCCAGGCUGGUGAAAUUCGGGAUUGGAUGCAGAAGGCGGACAAUGAAGGCGGCCGCGCAUGAGGUUUGGCCCGCGAAUGGAGUCUGACUCGCGUUUAUGAACAUAGGCAGGCAGAGCCGCGAAAUGAAGUUGGAGCGAACUGAACUCUUCAUAAUAAUGCGUCGCACAAUGAAUCAUCAAUGUGAUGUUGCAGUGCACUGGUAAGCGCUCUAGUCUCAUGAUCCUUGAACGCGAGUUGCUUUCGCGCGAGUGGCCCGCUUGCUGUCGAACCUGGAGGCAGGCUUUCGGGUACGUCUUGUGGCCCGCGAGUUGCUUUCGCGCGAGUGGAGUUGAAGGAUGACAAGAAACGGGCCAGUCCCAAGUCGGGCCGCGAGUUCUUUGCUAGCAGGUUUUCCGCGAUAUUGGGCCUCAAGAUAGAGAUCUAGGAGGGCGGUAUGGGCCGCGCCUCCGCGAGUCUGGAGGCUGGUCCUUACAGUCACCAAUUGUAGACCGCGAGAGUAGAGGGCGCUUUAUUGGGAUCGCAUUAUUAUGAAGAGUGGUAGGGUGGUAAAAUACAUGUUUUUUUUUAAUGACGUGCCUUUUUCUCUCUUCCGCUAGAUCCGGCUCUUUAUCGGCGGUGGACGGCGAGGACUUCAGGAGUGGUAGUGCGCGGAUCUGCUUUUUCAAUGGUGCUCCAUAUCCUUCCCUUUUCCUUCCAGAUUUCUUCCUUUUGAUUUGCAAGUUCGCCUGCAUGCGUAGUGUUUGUGCGGAGAGCUUCCGUGAGCCUACUUUGGGGACUGUGCCCAUCUGUUUUUUUCUGACAAAAGUGCAAGUGGCCAUAAGAGAGUAGUCUUGUCAACAGUCUCUUAUUUCUUGAUUUGCGGCCCCCCUUGUCUGCUUUUACGAACAAAUUGGAGAGAAGGUGAUACAGGUGACCUUGACUGUGACCGGCUCUUCUUUUCCUCGCCGGACUCUAGCAACAAUAUCACCAAACUGAAUUUCGAAACUUUUCCUUCUCUCUUUUUUUCUUUUGGCAUCAACGUCACCGUGGUGGCUGCUUGCGGUUUGCAGGUUGGUCUGGUGAUGGCGACCACAAAAUAAAUGUUCAAGCUGUCGUCGUUGCUCGUAGUGGCGGGGGAAGUUGAUUCACUUCGAGAAUGAGCAGAGCUUUUUCAUAAGAGAAGGUGAAAUCCAGUUUGAGUGCUGGAGUGGAGAAUGGAAUGUCGUAUCCCUCAAAGAUCAAUCGAACAAAAUCUAUGAAUCACGCCCCACGGUGGGCGCCAAUUGUUUGUACCAUCUAGCUCGAAGGUAUGAACAAUAAUGAUUGUUGGUGUGGGGUUGACUCACGAUCUGUUCGUCUGAUCUCGUUGGGAGGGAGAGAACCUGUGAAAGAGCCGGGGUUGCCCCCCGGAUUAAGCUCCGACGAUCAAGUCAGUGUAUGUUUCUGGAGAGAGUUGAGAGAAUAGAUAGAGAGAUAAAGUGUAGAGAGAUAGUAGAAAGUGGAAAGUGAGGAGAGAGGAGAAGUCUCUUUCUUUGGAGGGCUUCAAGCCCUUAUAUACCUGUAGCGGGUACCGAGUGUUGCCAUUGCCGAUUGUGCGCUCUACUACUUAGUCUGUACACGAAGUCUUUAGUAACACCCCCAACAGUAGUUUAUUGAAGUAGAAAACAUGUAGGCCGCUUGCCAGACUAGUUUUUCGCGGCUUGGUCAAUUGAUCAAGUGGGUUUAAUAAAUUAACUCAAUUACCAAAAAUAUUCAUUUUUAAUUUCUGAUUUUCCGUUUCGCAUUAUUGUAAUCCAAUUGAAACUACAUAAUGCAUACCAAAAACUAAAGAAUGUGUACUAGAAACACUAGAAUUUACACUAGAAACAUAACAAUGCAUUCCAAAAAUACAAGAAAGCAUACCAAAAACACUAGAAUGCAUAACAUAAAUAUCCUAAAAUAUAGAAGAAACACUAGAAUGCAUACUAUUAGUAAUCUCCUGAGGCAUACGUGAAAUGCAGAAAUACAAUAAUACAUAUAAAAAAAUUUAAUAAUAAGAAAAACUAAGAAAUUCGUACCAUUAUC